AAAAAACAUCACCAGUCGUUUCAGUUCCUGUUUUCAAUAAAUGGCUAUAUCUAAGCUAAAUGGAUUUGUAUUUUUUUCUAAUCCGAAUUUGUACAGAUAGUUUUUUCUCUUAGGAAGCGUGUCUAAUGCAAUACUCGGAGGGAUUAUCUGUAUAUUAAGCAAUAUACAAUUUAUAGGCCUAUAUUGCGAUGAAAGCAACGCAUGCUGUAGAAAGUUGUAUCAUUCAUCACAAUUUCAAGUAAUGUCCUUUGAACAUGAACUUUGCCCCUUAUAAGAAAUAAUACAUAAGUAUAUUAAACAAGACGAAAAUAUUUUUGAAGAAAUACAGGGUAGGGCAUCAUCACACUGUCAGGGGUCCUGACAUUGUGAGGAUGAGGUUAGGAAUGAGUAGUUUCUACAUUCUGCUUAACACAAGUAUACUAUGAAUAAACACAACCCCAGGAGUACCAGUAAACAAUAUUGUAUGUACUAAUAAAUUGUAGAUCGAGAAAUCAUAUAACCUUAAUUACUCGGUGGCAGUCAGACGGGUUCGAUGAUCGCCAUGCAGCUAGUGGCCAGAUACAUAGCUCAAUUGCUAGAGAACCUGACUAAAUAUUCAGGGUCCCAGGUUUGAUUCCUGGUCUGAUCCAUUGCAUUUUCUCCCUUCUUAAAAAUGUGACAUUUGGUGCCGACUAAACUAGCCUCAGCCGGCCUUGAGAACUGACAGGUGAAAAUGCCUCCCAGGGAAUAAAUGGUCGAGUUGAUGUCUUGAAAGGUGUGAAGACAUUCAAGGAGGGAGGAAUGUGGUACGUGGUUAGACAGGUUUGAUAGUUAUAGUGGCCAUAUAGCUCAGUUGUUAGAGCACCUGAUUAGAGAUUCAGGGGGCGGGCAGGUUGAAAUCCCGGUCUUAUCCUUUACGUUUAAUCAUCGCUUGUUACAUUAACUCAAUAAACCCAAAAGAAAACAUUUAAAGAUAUUGAUGAAAAACAGAGUUGGACUUAUAACAGCUGGCCAGGAAAAGUACUUUAGAGAGAGCUGAAUGGAGGAAGAUUCGGUUUCCACUGUGAAGAUGGAGGAUUCUGAGGAAGGGCGAGGGAACCUGUCCUAUGGGGUACCUUCCAUGUCUGGGGAACCUGUUGUCAUCACCUAUACAACUGAGACCACAGAGGAUGCAGCCCUCCAAGUUCAGGGGAAGGGAUUAGCCAUGUCCAAGGCAGAUCAAACAGAGGACUGCCUCUAUACAGAUACACCCAAUCAGGAGGCAGGGACUGUGGAGAGCGACAGCUUUACUGAGGCCCUGGCAGGGGAGCAGCUCCUGCAGAUGGCCAAUGCAAUUGUAAUGGAGCAGGGUCAGGAGGAUGGUCUGGAGGGAAAUCGACAAGGAAUCUUACAGACAGUUGACGAGGCUGGAGUCAUUGUCAAUGAAAUGCAGAUUGUUCAAAACAGCAAUCAGGUGGAGACCAUGGAAGACAUGCAAACGAUGGCAGAAUACACAGAUGAAGAUGGUGCCAUUCAUCAAGUCCCUGUAAAACUCGAAAAAAAUGACCAGUUGGUUCAGUUACUGCCAGUCUCGACAGAAGAUGGAAAUCAGAUAUACCUCCAAGUGCUCAACCCAUCCAAGAGAGAAGUGUUGCCCCCUGAUUCACCAACAGAAAUCCAGGAGAUCAUGAUCUCAGAGGACCAGUUAGUGACAGAAAUGCAAAGCCAAGAAACCACAACAAAUCAGGAAGUUACCAUAGAAAACAUUCAGGAAAUGUCAAAUUACAAAACAGAAGUGUUAGAGGACGGGACAGUCCAGAUCUAUAUGCUGGAGGAUAAGACGAAGGAACAGAGAGGGCUGAAUAAAACCCUUAUGAACAUAAUCUCCCCCUCAAAAAGCAGUGCCCCAUGCCCACCAACCAGCUCUCUUAUGACCAUUCAGGCCAAGAAAUACCGAGAUGUGGCCACUCAGAUAACAGUUUUCCCAAAAUUCUCCAGACAAGGAUUGUAUGAUGUUUCUACACAAGUUACUUCCAAAGACAUCCUUAGAGAUCCCAAGCUACGCAGCUUACCAAAUGGUACCACUGUUAUUCAGAACAAUAUAGUCAAUCAAAGCGAGAGCACAAUCAUUCUUAAUGCAGGGAACGAAAAUGAAAUGAUUCUCCAUAAAUGCACGAUUUGUGGGAAAGUUUACAAAAAUAAACAGAAUUGGCAAGGACAUAUCAGAAUUCAUGCUCAAGAAAAGGUCUACAUGUGUGGCUAUUGUGGUAAAAUCUAUCCUAGAGGUAGUCUUUCUACUCAUCUCCGCACUCACUCGGAGCUCAGACAGAUAGCUGUGUUUGAAAAUCUUCCAGAUCACUUAAAGAGGAAGAAUUACAAACAAGCUCCAGGGAUGGUUUUUCCCAAUGAAGAAGCCUCCAUUAUUGAGCUAAGUAUUGCAGACGUAGCUACAGAAAUUGAUCCUGAUCUGUUCCCUCCACCUGCAGCGGAAGUCAUGACUGCCGCCGCAAACAUCGUAUCCUCAAAUGAUGCUUCACUACCUGAGCCAGCAGCCGAGUCUGAAGUUUUCACAGAAAAUGAAAUCCCUGCCAAGAUGCAUAUGGAAGUGGAGGCUGAAGCUGAAAUCCAAGAGGGAACUAAAACCAAAUUCAUCUAUAAGUGUAAUGUGUGUGGUAAAGAGUACAACAACAAGAGCAACUGUCACAGACACCUCAAGUCCCACACAGACACCAAAGGCUUCAAAUGUGGUUACUGUGGCAAGGCAUUCACACACAGGUACGAGGUGCGCAUGCACUGUAGGACCCAUACAGGUGAAAGACCUUAUAAAUGCCCCAUCUGCACUCGUGGAUUCAACGAAAGUGGAAAUCUGAGGCGACACAUGAAAAUCCAUGAGGGAGAUAAUUCUCCGUUUAAAUGUGGAGUAUGCUUCAAAGGAUUUAAUGACACUCUGAGAUUGAAUGCUCACAUGAAGGUUCAUACUGGAGAAAUUGUGUGUGAUGUUUGUGGAAAGAAAUUCGGGAAGAUAUCAGACUUGUAUCGCCAUAUCAAAAUCCAUAGCGGAGAUCGCCCAUACAAAUGUGAUAUGUGUGGGAAGACAUUCUGUCAGAAGGUCAACUUAGUCACACAUCAACGCACACAUACAGGUCAGAAAGCAUUCCGCUGCGAUUUCUGUGGACUGGGAUUCAGCAGGAAGACAAUCCUACAGCAACACAUGAAGACUCACAUGGAGGAGGAGGAAUUCUCGGUCGAGAGGACGGCCGUCCGCCCUAUCAAGGGGGAGGUGGAGAUCAUGGAGGCAGACGUCAUUGAACACAUGGAAGCCCUGUCCAAUGAGUUUGUAGAAGAUGGAGAGACACAGACGACAGACAUCGAGGGUGUGGUUUUGGAGGAUGGGGGAGAAAUGAUCACUGAGUCUACCUCCCAGGGAAUGGAAACUCUGAUAGAGUAACGAACGACGUGUAGGGAUAUAUUAAAGGAAAAAUUAAAUGCAGGAUGUGUGACAGUCGAUCAUCAUUAAAAAAACUCAUUCUAUACAUGCCUUGCAUUUAUUUGAAAUUCAUGACAGAGAUUAAUGUUUAUGAUAAUGCACACUAUAUUUUUAUAUAUUUUUUGUUUGUUUUAGUCUCAGUGUCCUUGUUUAAAGGUAGAUCGAUUUAACAGGUGAAUGGAAAGUCAGUGUGUGGUACAGUUUUGUCUUGUCUUUUGUUCAAGGCAGUUUCUAUCAAAAAUGAGUACUUGCCAUUAUUUUGAGUACAGUAACCUAUGCAAUUUUGUGUUGCAAAUCCAGUGUGAAAGUCUGGAGCAUAUAUUAUGAUUUAAACAUAUGUAAAUUUUAUGAUACAUUUGUAUUUAAAUGAGUUAAAAUUUUAUUUUAUAUGAAGUUUUCUUGACAACACUCAUUGUUAGCAUUGAAAUACUGUAGGCAUAUACUUUUUUGCCAUGUGGUACAGUUUCCACUUUAUCUGCAGAAUUUUAUACCGGGAAACUAAAGGCAACAUAAUAUAUAGAUAGUGCAUGUGGUUGAGGGCAACAUUGAAAAUUUCCACCCUGAGAAAACCAAUGUUACCAAUGUAACCACAUGCACUUUUUAUUAAAGCACGAAAACUCGACUUAAUUUAACAUCUUUUAUCUAAAGAUUCCUGCCAGGCUGUCGAUUAUCGUUUGUUUCUUUUAAUAAAUUACUUUAAACUAUUACCAUAAUGCACUGUAGACAGCAUUUAUUUCUGGCGCUAAAAUAACACAAUUUGUAGAAAAUUUAUGUCAAACAAUUUGCACAUCAAUUUGAAGAAUGUGAUAUUUUUAUAAUAACGUAUCAUCCAUUGUCGAGUAAUGUUUCCCGUUGCUAGGUACUAUUACAUUGGAGUGUGGGGUUUUUACUCCCACGGGAAAAACAUGUUUUUUCAAACUUUUCUCAGUCAAUCAGUUUCAAGUAUUUCACAUGAAAUUAUGUUGAAAAUAAAUGUAUUGAACACAAAUCUGCAGUUUUUUACCCCUGGAUUGAACAGAGUGAGAGUUUUAACCCCAAGAAAAAAGUAUGCAUACAGUAUAUUUGUGUUCUGGUUCUAAAAUUUAAAGUUAUGUUUGACAAGUUGGCUAAUUGAAAUUAUUAAAAUUGUUAUUACUAGC
Molecule: messenger RNA, 4584 nt
Organism: Ostrea edulis (European flat oyster)
Lineage: Eukaryota; Metazoa; Mollusca; Bivalvia; Ostreida; Ostreidae
Product: zinc finger protein 454-like
Exons: 4
Coding region: 1019-3406 (795 amino acids)
Source: RefSeq, a predicted model, not a curated record